AUGGUGACCUCCCCAGGCAGUGAAGAAGAGGCGCAGACGUUGAGCCGGGCGCUGGUCCUCCUGAAGGGGCUGAUCAGCGCGGUGGACCAAGAGGUCCUGGAGCUAGACCGAACACGCAGGCUGCAGGAGAUCCAGGCCCGGCUGGACCCUCGGGCCCAGGCCGAGGUCCAGGGGGGGGGCGUCUUCAGGGGGGGGGAGCUGCUGAGGAGAAGACUCCUGCAUGAGGGGACGCUGCUGCUGAAGCUGCAGGGAUCCAGGAUGAAAGAUGUCCAGGUCCUGCUGAUGUCAGACAUCUUGGUUUUCCUUCAGGAGAAAGAUCAGAAGUUCACCUUCCCUUCACUGGACAAGUCCCCCGUGGUGUCCCUGAACAACCUGAUCGUGAGGGACAUAGCCAAUCAGGAGCGAGGGAUGUACCUGAUCUCCGCCUCCACACCGCCCGAGAUGUACGAGCUGCACGUGUCCUCCAGAGACGACCGCCGCACCUGGAUGGGCCGCAUCCAGGACGCCGCGCUCAGCUGUCCGUCCAGAGACGAGUUCCCUCUCAUCGAGACGGAAGACAAAGCUCUACUCAGACGACUCAGAGGUACCACCUCCUGUCUCUCAACUUAA
This is a messenger RNA of Etheostoma cragini (Arkansas darter), 609 nucleotides long. Its product is annotated as rho guanine nucleotide exchange factor 2-like. Gene Ontology annotation, biological process: cell morphogenesis; positive regulation of neuron differentiation; actin filament organization. Gene Ontology annotation, molecular function: microtubule binding. The transcript has 5 exons. Gene Ontology annotation, cellular component: ruffle membrane; cytoskeleton. The record is from RefSeq and is a predicted model, not a curated record. The coding region runs from base 1 to 609 and encodes 202 amino acids. Lineage: Eukaryota; Metazoa; Chordata; Actinopteri; Perciformes; Percidae.